AUGUCUUCCCAAACGUACCAUGCCAUUGCCCACCGUAAAUUCAAGAGCCUUCAAUCUCUCAUUCCCAAAAGCUGGCUCCUUGACCCACUACCCGACCCCCUCCCACUCGAUGUCCGCUCCCUUGUUUCGAAAAGCACCGUCCUGACUCCAGACGAACUCUCCAUAACUUCCUCAUAUGACGUGACGUCACUCUCUCAACUUAUCCAUUCCCGGGCGCUCACAUCUGAAGCCGUGACCACCGCUUUCUGCAAGCGCGCCGCGAUCGCUCAACAACUCACCAACUGUCUCUCGGAAAUCCUCUUUCUACCGGCUAUCGAGCAAGCACAUGCUCUGGAUGCUGAAUACAAACAUACAGGCAAGACACGAGGGCCGCUACAUGGAAUACCGAUUUCUUUAAAAGAUACGUUCAAUAUUAAAGGGUAUGAUUCUUCGAUUGGCAUCGCAAGUCUCGCAGGGAAUCCUGCAAAGGAGAAUGCCGCGUUGGUGGAUAUACUUCUUGAGCAGGGAGCAGUACCCUUCUGCAAGACCAACGUCUCGCAGACUCUCAUGGCCUUGGAUUCGCAUAACCAUCUCUUCGGACGUGUUUUGAACCCACGGAACAGGCGGGUUACAGCAGGUGGAAGUAGCGGUGGCGAAGGAGCUUUGAUUGCCAUGAGGGGCAGUGUUCUGGGUAUCGGCACGGAUAUAGGGGGGCUCGGCCAAGAAAUUGGGCAGCUGCCUGGUAUCGAUAAACUGGGGUUGCAAGGUAGUGCGGGACUUAUGACGACGAGUGUCAGAGACUGCGAGCUGUUUCUGAAAGCGAUUGCAGAUGCUAAUCCGUGGGAGAAAGAUCCGAAUGUCGCUUUCGGGUCGUGGGAAGGGCAAGGGGAGAUAGGAAAGAAACCGUUGUUUGGAGUUCUGAGAGCUGACGGUAUUACCACGCCACUACCACCAGUGGCCAAGGUCCUUAAUGAAACGGUUGAAGCUGUUCGCAACGCCGGCUUCGAAGUUGUUGAGAUCAAUGCUCCAGCGUUCAAGAAAUAUCACUCACUGGCCAACUCAUUUUUCGGGAUCGAGGGGAACAACUUUCCAUUGGAUAUACUUGAGAGAACCGGCGAACCUUUGAUUCCCUGGCUUAACGCGAGGUUAAGAAGAAAGAAGCAUGCAGAUUUAAUACAGCUUAGCGAAUUACAUGUCACAAAAUCGGCGUUGGAGAAGGAAAUGUUGCAAAUCUGGAGGGAUGAGAAUGGGAGAAUGAUCGAUGCGUUAAUCUGUCCAGUGGCUCCUCAUCCAGUGCCAGAAAUUGACAGGUGGAAUGGUGUUGGUUAUACAAGUGCGUUUGUCGUAUUGGACUAUCCGGCUGGGACACUGCCAGUCAGAGACAUCUCAAAUGGUGAUUUAAAGGAUGAACUACCUGAAUCGGAAGUCCUGGGAGGUUGGGAUUUGAGAAACAGGGAUUUGUGUAAGCCCUCUACCUUCAUCCCCUCAGUAUUCCGUCCGUCAUACCACUCUUACAUGUUUCAAACCUUUGUCUACCCGUUCUCUUCCAUGGAUGCAGUGGGAAAUCCUAUCUUGCAAGUUUAUGCUGAUCCAUCAGAAACAGGGCACCCAGACAUCAAUGAUAGGAAGAUAUAUCUGAACACGAAGUUAUCAGUUCAAGUGGUAGCUCCCCGAUUGCAGGAGAGAAGGCUUUAUCAAGCGAUGGCACUUAUUGAUGAGAUCUUACGUGGUGCUAACUCGGAGAUUAGAGCUAGGAUUCAAUCCAGGAGCACGGUAGCUUGA
This is a messenger RNA of Penicillium cosmopolitanum, 1761 nucleotides long. Its product is annotated as Amidase. The record is from RefSeq and is a predicted model, not a curated record. The transcript has 2 exons. Bases 1 to 1761 code for a protein of 586 amino acids. NCBI's taxonomy places the organism in Eukaryota, Fungi, Ascomycota, Eurotiomycetes, Eurotiales, Aspergillaceae.